AUGACGAGAAUAUACUGGGAAGAAACAAAAUGCAAGGAAGGGCUUGCCCUUCUCCGGCCCACCACCUCGCGAACACGUCGCGAGGCAUUAAGGGAAACGGUUUUAUUUUGGCAAAGGCGGGCGCCAGCCGGGGCCAGGGAGCCGCCUGGGAGCCCCGCGGCCCCGAGGCCGGGGCCGGAAACGGCCCCGCGAGCGGCGCACCCGGACACCCCAGCCCCACACACCGGCCCGGCUGCGGAGGGGCCGCCGCGGGGUGCGGAGGGCGGCGCCGGCUGCCCGCGCCCCUCCCCCUACCGCGGCGGAAGCGUCUCGGGUUUGAAAGAUGCCGCCGCCGCCGCCCCCCGCACUCCCCCCCCGCCGGCAGAGCCACAAAGGGCCGAACCCCCUCCCACUGCUGCCCUCCUUCCCCAAUUCCUCCACAGGUCUUGGCGGGCUCCCCCCGCCCGCCCCUAUCUCCCGCCCGGCGUUGAAGACGCCUGCUCACCCGUGUCCCCAGGUUCCAGGGAUCGGGAUCCGGUGCGGCCGGCGGCCCCGAAAACACUGGGCCCCUCGGGCGCGGCGGCGGGGGCGUGGCCCUCCCGCCGCGGCCAGGGCCGGGGUCUCGCCUCCGCCUCCCCCGAGGAAGGCUGGCGCCGUCGCCUCGUCUUCCUUCCGGCUUUCCCUCGCGCCCUCCCUCGGUCGGUCCGUCCUGCGCGGAAAGCAGCGUCCUCUGCGGGCGCCGCCGCACGCUCCUUAGGGCCCGACCACCGCCAGACUCCUCCCCCGGGAGCCGCGCCGCCGGGCCGCGAGACGCCCGGCUCGCCGCUCCCGCCCCGCCCCUGCGGCGCGCGCUCGCCCCCUUCGCGGGCCCCUUCCGCGGCCCGGGAACGCGCGGGCAGCGGACGGCGGGCCAGCCUUCGCCAGGUUUUAACUCCCGCCGCUUGCGCCCGCCUAGCGGCACAAGCGGCAGUUUUGCAGUUUCCCGGGUUCUUGAGACCCCCACCCCUUUCCCGCGCCCUUCCCCUAGCUUCCCCCGCCCUUUUCCUUUGCUGGAUCCCACCGGAAAGCCAAAACAAUUGGGUCCGCGCAGGCGCACAAAAGGAAGCGGAAAGAGGAGGAAGGGAGGGGGCGGUGCGAGGUGACGGGGAGGUGCUUUUGGAGGGGUUUCCCGGAGAAGGUCAGCGGAUAGCCCGCGGAGGGCGCGUGCGCGACCAGGCGGUGGUCGCUUCCUAG
Molecule: messenger RNA, 1212 nt
Organism: Acinonyx jubatus (cheetah)
Lineage: Eukaryota; Metazoa; Chordata; Mammalia; Carnivora; Felidae
Product: basic proline-rich protein-like
Exons: 2
Coding region: 1-1212 (403 amino acids)
Source: RefSeq, a predicted model, not a curated record